Paramuricea clavata is the source of this 2629-nucleotide messenger RNA. The record is from the annotation of a GenBank genome assembly. NCBI's taxonomy places the organism in Eukaryota, Metazoa, Cnidaria, Anthozoa, Malacalcyonacea, Plexauridae.
AUGAAACAUGCACAUCAUGGCCCCGAAGCGGAACCUGUAGAAGAACAUGAUAGUGGAUUUGUGGGUCCUAUGACAUUGCUUGAUACUUUCCCGCAUAAUGAUACGUUUGAUGAAACACAUAGUUUAUCGAUAAUAGCAUCACCUGUUAACAAUCGGGGUGAAAUCUAUACAUUUAUGCAUAAUCGUCAGGAUUAUGGUGUGUUAGACACACAAGAUGCCAAGCUAAAAGCAAAAUUACGUCUACACACUACUGGUACUAAUGCCGCCCCUGCUGCUGAUUGAGUGAUUAGUGUAAAUAUGGCACCAUUGAAAUUUGGUUGGAAAACAAAAGAGGUUUACCUAAAUAAUCAAUUGAUUAGUCCGCAAUCAGGUAAAGAAAAUGAGCUUGAAUAUAUUCAUCAUUUACUCACUGCUGUACCCAGUGGUUAUAAGCCGGAAGAAAGUAUUACUCUUAUGAUACCUUAUGAUCCUCGUUAUAAUGAUUUUGAAUUAUCCAUACCCAUAUUAAAACCAAAUGCUCAAUUAAGUGCCGCUAUUAAUGAGUUGAUGAUACAAAAGAAUGAAGAAUGCUGAUUUUAUUGUACAAAUUAUCGUUAUGUGGCAUUCCCGAUACCGGUAAAUAGUCGACAUAUUGUCCACAAAGAUAUAUUUAAUGGUGCUCAUCCUGGUCGACUAAUUACAAAAAUUGUGUCACAAGACCGAUAUAAUGGGGCGUACACCCUAAACCUAUUUCAUAUCGCGUUUCCAGAUAUCACGAAUUUUACCGUCACCAUUAAUGAAGCUGAAAUACCCCCUGUUUAUCACAGUUCACAAGACGCGUACGUUAAUUUACGACAAAUUUUGGAUUGUCACUAUAGUGAAAUGCCAUUUUCUUAUGAUGAUUAUGUUACAGACUAUGGAAUCAUAGUCAAUGAUUUAUCCCCAAAUCGCAAUGGUCAUUCUCAAGUCUUACCAAAUUCAACAAGUGGUAAUGUCGGUAUCAAAUUAGAUUUUAGACAAGAUACCGCUGCUGCACAACAGCUUAUUUGUGUAGGAGAAUUCCGCAAUCAAUUGAGUGUAGGUUAUGGUACAGAAGCUCGUUUAAAAUAUGAUGUGUAAAAAACAUAUAAGCUCAUAUUGCAUUAUGGGUUGCAUACGUAAGACGUUAAAAACCAGUGCUGCAAAGCAAAACGAAUCUUUUGUUUGUCAACCACGACCGCCAAACCCUAAAAUCAUUAGCGGUAAAGGUGUAAAUAUACAAACUAUUCCUAUUCAUAGCGUAAUAUCUAGAUAUGGGUGAAAUAAACACAGAAUGUUCGGAAUUAUUUGAAAAUAAUGACGGUAAUAUAAAUGAUAGUAAUGAGGGUGAAGAGAAUGAAAAUUAUUGUGAACAACAAAUGGAAGAACCACAUCCCCACACACCCAUUGAAAUUGAUGAAGAAGAAAAAGCACAACAACAACAACAACACGAAUAUGAGGGGUAAGAUGAUGAUGAUGAUGAAGGUGAUGAUGAUGAUAAUGGUGAUGAAAAUAAAAGCGUCGAAAAUUAUGAAAAUAACGAAAUAGAUGAAGAAGCCAUAAAUUCAUUUAUAUUACAAUUAUUUCAGUUAAAAAAAUAACCUUAUGAAAAAAAGAGAGAACAGAAUUAUGCCGAGUAUUAACAAAUUUUUAAAAUUACAUUUGGAAGAAAAAGCAGAGCAGAUUACACCAACUGUUACCCGCAAUUUAUUACAUAUCUUGGAAUUAAUAGUAGCCAAUAAAAUACAUAUUGAUGUGGCACCAGGUGACAGAGAUGUUAUGGAAUAUAUUAUAGAUAAAGAUUGUCCGACAAAGGAUAGAGCGUUCACAUUUGUCGAAGAUUUCUGCAUACACGCAUAUAUACGCAAGGCUGUUAAAAAACUAGAGGAAAUACAGCUUUUAGAACAACGAAAGCAAAAAAUACAAAAUGGGGGAAAACGUCAAGCGGUUAGCUCUAAUAGACGCUGAAAAAUUGAACACCCUCAUGGAGCAUUUACAAAAUAAUACCGCUAGACAAAAACUAUUGGAUGAUACAACACGUACACCGGAGGAGGCGGGGCUUAUCGAAAGUCAUAAUACCGUAUUACAGUCUGUAAAACAUAAAUCCUCAUUAGCAGGCACAGAUAUUAUUAAUUAUCUAAGAAAAGGAGAUAAUUAUCGAAAAUCGUUAGGUCUUAACCCCGAUGAAAGUUCAGUCGAUCCUGCUGAUGCAGGGGGUUCUGGACAAACACCUGUACCUAAACCCGGCACGAUUGCAUCGUCCGUAUCACAAAUUAAUAAACAUUUUAAAUCAAAGGGUAUUAAAUCAACUCCAGAAGAGGAUGUAAGAAUUGGUGAGACUACAAUAAAUAUCUUGUACGAUAUCAUAAUGGAUUUAACACGUAAUUUUACUCGUACACCACCCAAUUUAGGUGCGAAUGCACAAAGACGAGUAUUGUUGCUUCUACAAAAAACACGUAUGCCAAUUUCCUAUAUAAGAAAUAAGAAACUAAAAGAGGAGUAUAAAGCAGUAUUGAAUGGUACACAAACAACGGCUCCCCCAAAGAGUAUGAUUCCUACACCCCCACAAUCCAAGACCCAUUCAAGAUACACACGGCAAAAGCGACCUUAUUUGCAAUCAACCCUGGUUUAA